Molecule: messenger RNA, 2791 nt
Organism: Xylaria bambusicola
Lineage: Eukaryota; Fungi; Ascomycota; Sordariomycetes; Xylariales; Xylariaceae
Exons: 3
Coding region: 668-2614 (648 amino acids)
Biological process (GO): transmembrane transport
Molecular function (GO): transmembrane transporter activity
Source: RefSeq, a predicted model, not a curated record
GUAAAGAAAUGUGCACAUGACAGACGGAAUGCCCAUCACGUGGGAGGCCGACGAUGAGACGCAGAAUGCGGCCAACUGAGAUUCGCCCAGACAGAAAUCUUUGACCGCCAUCCACGAGUCCUAUUCGUUGUGCAGUGUCGGGUAGUAUUCAGAUCUACGCAGGGAUCAGGAUGUCCUGGCUGCCAUUGGCCUUCCCGCAGCCGAAGGGCGAGCUGAAACAAGUGACCUACCUGCGAUGAUACCAAUAGACCGUAAGUAGGAUACCGGAACCCCACCAAAGGGAGCGAGCUAUACUACCUUUGCCGUACUCCUAUGAUCUCAUGCACCUGUCGGUUGCCCGGCUUGUGGCUCGUGGGCUCGUCCUAUCUGCAAGGUUAGGACGCUUUGACCUCGAGAGUCCAACCUCUUCUGCCUAUCCAUCAUUCUGUGCAGCUUCAUCGAGCUUCUCUUUACUUUCUCUUGCUAAUCCUUCACUUCUUCGAAGUUGAUCUUCGUGGCCUGGUUGCCAUUGUUUGUGUCGUUUGUUUGAAUUUGUUCGCACGCGUUGCUCCGACUUAUUUUCUAUCUUUUAAGUGUAAUUGAACUUGGGAAUUUGGAAUCAUUGGUCGGUACUUAUAAGUGGAAAGGGGAAACAGAAGAAGGGAACGAGAAAAGGGUGUUAUAAGUCAUGAACACGAGGCCAGAGUCAGAACAGUCGACAAUCGACAUCGCGCAGAUUGAAAAGAGUUUCCCAGUACCCCCAAAGUCAAGUCAUGGCUCUCGCAAGACACUCCCGCCACUACCGCCGAUGGCGGAAAUCGAGAAAGACGCCGCGGAGGCAAUUGCUCUAGAGAAGGCGAUGGCAGAGGAAGCGGAGUCCAAUGUGUCGCCGUUGCGUAGCGACCUUGAGAAUGAUAAGCCGCUACCGCUUAGGCUCCUGAGGACGACACCCGCCAAAAGGACAUCAGGCGAUGAAUCAAGACCAAGCACGGCUUCUACUAGGAGGCACUCGUUCGUCAGCAUAGAUCCGAAACGCAACCUAAAAUACGGCACUGGCAAGUAUGCUGCGAUGGAAUUAUCACCUCAACCCAGCGAGGACCCUAACGACCCAUUGAACUGGCCAUUGUGGAAGAAAAAUCUUAAUUUUUUAGCAUUACUGUCUAUGGUGGCCGUCGUCGGCGCGAUGAAGACUGCGCUCAUCAGCGUCCAUAGCGUCCUAGCUGCAGAGCAAGGUAUCAAUUACCCAUCAGCAGCGGCCCUGACUGCUGUUCCGCUCAUUUUCUCGGCCUUUUCAGGUAUGGCGAGCGUAAUAUUAGCUAAAGUAUGGGGCAAACGGCCAGUGUAUCUAAGUUCGAUGGUGCUGAUAUUCAUUGGUUCCGCAUGGAAUAUUAACACUGGAAGAGAUUUUGCGCAGAACAUGGCAGCGAGAAUCUUCCAAGGACUGGGUUGGGGUGCCUUUGACACACUCGUGCUGGGGUCGAUCUUGGACACCUUUUUCGAACAUGAAAGGCAGCCAAAGAUAAUGAUGUAUAAUACGGUAUCGUUUGCUACGACAUGGGGCGCGCCGUUGAUCGGUGGUGUUGUCUCGAUGGGUUCUCGAGGGUUUGCUACACAGUUCGAGAUAUUCACGCCGAUUCUAGUGUUUUUAAUGCCCUUACUUAUCUUCGGUGCCCCCGAGACAAGCUACACACGCUCAAGCUUUGAGGAGAGCUAUACCGACGCCUUCCCGACGCUGACUCGUUCGCAGUCGAGGCUGCCGACAAUCACAUUCUCAAGAGACGCAAUUCUCAACUACCUUCGAGCUGUGAAGUUUCAGUCUUACAAGGCAAUCAUCGUCGACUCCUCGCUUCUCAUGCAAGCGCCUAGGGCGGCAGUUGCACCAUCGACACUGCUUCUUUUUGUCCUUACCAUACUACCCUAUGUUUCGCUAUGGGGCCUGACUAGUUCUCUUUCGCUGCUAUUUUCACCGCCACCGUUCAACCUCGUGGAAUCCUCCAUUGGCCUCAUCUUCUUCACUCCAUUCCUAUUCGGCACCGCCGUUGUGGUUGGUCUUUACUGGCUCUUUCGUCGUAGACAGUUCUCGCGCAUGCUACAUCUACUCAUUCUCGCCGUCGGCACUACUUUCGCCUCUAUUGCGAUUCUCGGCUUCGGAUUGUACAUAGUAGGCUCGGCGGCGAGGCCACCAAGAGUUGAUAGCAUCACGAUCGGCGACAUAUCAUUCAUGCCAGACAGCCUCAGCUUCCCCCUUAUCUCAUUCCUUCUCGGCCUUCUUGCACUAGGCUCCGCCACUCUCGAUGGAACAAUUCUGCCUGUAGUACAGCAAUCGACGGCUUUCACGUCGGCCAAUAUGAACGUCGCACUUCGAAACAUAGCCGACAUGCAGGCUGGACUAACAGCUCUUCGAAGCCUCGUCGCGGGUGCCUUCGUCCUCGGCUUGCCGGUUGUUGUGUGGACGUGGGAUGGACUCAGGGGCUCUGCUAUCGGCAUAGGAAUCGUGCAGAUCUUCGUGACAGCAGCCAUUGCGGCUGUGUACUUCGAGAUUGGUCAGUAUGUAAGGAAUAUGGAUGGCGUGGUAAUGGGGCUCGUGGAUCUGUCGAGCUUGAAGAAUCGCGGGAGCUUCUUUGAUGCCGAUUAACAAGAUGGGUUGCCUCGUUGUAUGAGGUUGUUCGCUCGCUCCAUAAUGGUGGCGUUUUAUGUUUAAUUGUUAAUGUGAAAUUAAACUUCACACCCGUUUUGGCACCCCUGGGUUUUCACCAAAUUGUGAUAAGUACCGGCUGUGAAAUAUGCAAACAUGAGUUUCUCGUAGCUAUGG